CUAGCCAAGAGAGUAGAGCAAACAAGGAAAAAUUAAGAAGAGAGAGAGAAUUCUGAUCAAUGACAACAUUGCAAAGAUCAUCUGUCUCGUUCCGACGACAAGGCUCAUCCGGCCGUAUAUGGAAUGAUCGCCACAUAAUCGACCCAAAAACUGGUUUGCCUAAUGCAGCUGCUGGGGAGAGAAGGUAUGAGGGAAACCUUCCAAGCAUUAGGAGCCCUGAGGAAACUUUUUCUCCUCCACAUGAAGAGAUUCUUCACCCACAACCAACCAACUUUCAAGUACCUCCUAGACCAGAAAACAAUGAUUCUCCAUCCAAGGUUCAAAGGUGUGGCAUCUCUCUUCUUUUCGGACGCUGCAUGGGACCAACGGCAUAGGCACAGGAUCUUUCCUUUACAUCCAUUUCUUUAUCCUCUUCUGUAUAAAUACAUUGCACAUACUUGAGUUCAAUUUGAUUUGAAGCGAAAGAAACCGCAAGAGAGUAACAAAAACAAUGCUUUCCUACGCAUGUUUUAGAAAGUAGUAUGCCUGGUGUUGAAUUUUCGCAUUCGUGUCCUAGAAGGGUAAGUAUUUUAAGUUUUAAU
Molecule: messenger RNA, 581 nt
Organism: Theobroma umbraticum
Lineage: Eukaryota; Viridiplantae; Streptophyta; Magnoliopsida; Malvales; Malvaceae
Source: RefSeq, a predicted model, not a curated record